Ceratosolen solmsi marchali is the source of this 2097-nucleotide messenger RNA. RefSeq lists its product as uncharacterized. The record is from RefSeq and is a predicted model, not a curated record. The transcript has 2 exons. NCBI's taxonomy places the organism in Eukaryota, Metazoa, Arthropoda, Insecta, Hymenoptera, Agaonidae. Bases 163 to 1785 code for a protein of 540 amino acids.
AUAAAGCCCAUUAAAAGCACUGUCGCGAAAACGACUUUAUUAAAGACACAUAAGAAUACUGAAGCGUCCGCGGCACUUGGCGGCGUUCGAGCAAAGAGCCCCGAAUGUCCUCCGACUUCUGCGGAAAACGAGCAGACACCAGAAAUAAAAAUAAUACCAGCUAUGGAUAUUAGCAGUAUUAAUCAGCAUAUUAGAAGCAACAAUUUGGACAAGGUAUCUAAUAACGGUAAUGAGCAGGCAGAUACGAGGAUGCUUAACGACAUCGUUGAAUCCGAGGUAACGGAAAUAAAGCCGAGUCGAGAGAAGCUUAAGCUUGAUUUGUCAAAAAUUCCCCAACACAACUUUAGAAAUAUCACACCGCCAAGGAGGGAAUCUCCAAAAAGCGAGACUCCGAGAAGCGAAACUCCAAGGAACGAAUUGCCGGAAAACUCAAAAUUCGUUCAAAGUAAUCAGUCGGACGACGUUAAUACGGAGAAAUUAAUGGAAAAUCUGCCGAGGGCACAUAAUCGGGCGGCCGUGUCAGGGAACAAAAUUUCAACCGAUAAAUUAUUACGAAAUAAUAAAGAUACGCCAGUUGUGAAGUUGAAAUGCCAAGUUAGUGGGCCAACAACAAUCGAGAGGAACGACAUAUCUAAAGAAAACGGCACUGCGUCGCGGAUAAUCAAUAAUUCAUCAGAAGUCGAAGUACAGACCGACGUACGAGAAACUGGGGAAACAAAAAUAUCGGCUUCUUUACCGAAGAAUCGUUCGAGCGCUGAUGAUUUGGUAUCGCCGACAGAGGACACCGAGAGCUUCGAUUCCUGGUCAAUUUGCUCGGCCGAUAUUAAUAACACACGAGGGGACUUGCAUUCGCCAACAUACUCGAUGUACAUACGUCGAGAUCAUCCUAAUACAGAGUCGGUUAUAGAUAGAAUAAGAAGAAAAAGUUUUUACUCUAGGUUUAAUGAUAGAAAACGAAAAGCAUCUUUAAAUGCACCACCACCAGGUAUCAAUAUGUCAUCUAGCGUGACAUUGCCAAGAAAAUUUAGUUUUCAUAGUGCGAGGGAUAUUAGCAAGGAUCAGAAAAACAACAAGACAAACAACUACACUCUGCCAAGCAGAAAAAAUCCCGAAAAAUCUUACAGCAUGUACAACGACGACGCCACUUUAUUCAGAAACUCUCCGAUCGAGCGCGAUAGGUACUCGGAUGGUGGAAGCUCAUCGUCGUACUCGAAUGACCUGAAGUCGCCUAGUGAAUCGUACGGGCAUAUUUCCUCCUCCUACGAUCCUCUUAGAAAGUAUUUAUCCCCUAUAUGUAAUUCCAGUGUUGCACGUAGAAAAUAUCACAGUUCUGAAUUCAGCACGAAUAAUGAUUUGGGUUCUUACAGAAAUUCGUCGUCACUCGCCGACAGUAUGCUCGAACCCAGCUUAAACACAAAUCUCAGUGCACUACCACGGAGAUACGGACGCAAUGUCUCCGGUUUCGAGCCCAAAACUGUCGAGUAUUACGAGGAAUUGCUCGCGCCCAAUAAUACCGAUUAUCUUCGAGGUCGAAGGCUCUCUCCACUCCCAUACGAUAAUUACAAUAAUAAAUUUGAAAAUGGAUAUCAUAAUGGGAGCAUCGAGCUGCCACAAAUUAAUACCGACAAAUGGAAGAGCCAUUCUAAUAAAGCAAGCCGAACAGAUCUCACUGAAGGAAUACAAGGCGAUGAUUGUACAAGAAAAUUAAGUCAGUCUUUACACGAACGAGAUGAUUUAUCCUCAAAUUCUCUAGACCAACGAGCAACCGCUUCCACUGCUGAGUGAUAUUUGUUUAAAAAUUCAUUAAGCUAUGUUAAAACGAAGGAAUUCCAAUGAAAGUGUAAGAGUCAGAUGUCAGUAUACUACAUUUUUUUUUAAUCGACUAGUCAUGCAGAACUUAAUUUUAAUAAUUUAAUUAACAACGGACUUCGAUACUUAUUAAAAGUGCAGUCUAUUUCCAAACGGGGAAACGUAAUUUAAACUCCAAUCACUAGGUGCCAAAGAGAUAGAAACAUUAAGCAACUUAAAGCAUAGUCAAAGAUUUAAAAGAUCAUAUAAGUAUAUUAUAUAUAAGAUUUUUAUAAUCAAAAUGUCAAU